Calidris pugnax (ruff) is the source of this 811-nucleotide messenger RNA. Its product is annotated as cholecystokinin. The coding region runs from base 160 to 552 and encodes 130 amino acids. Lineage: Eukaryota; Metazoa; Chordata; Aves; Charadriiformes; Scolopacidae. Gene Ontology annotation, biological process: digestion. The record is from RefSeq and is a predicted model, not a curated record. The transcript is spliced from 3 exons. Gene Ontology annotation, molecular function: neuropeptide hormone activity. Gene Ontology annotation, cellular component: extracellular region; axon.
GGCUGCGUCAGAGCUGUGCAAACACCGCCGCGGCGCCCGCCCCUAUUUAAGGGGCCGGAGGCUGAGUCGCCCCCUAAGUCCCUUCCCUGCCUUGGGCACACGGCGGGCAUCGCUCCCCCUCCUCGGGUCCGGCCUCGGGAAGGCGCAGCGGAAGAAGCAAUGUACAGUGGUAUAUGCAUCUGCGUGUUCCUUGCUGUGCUCUCAGCGAGCUCUUUGGGACAGCAAACUGUGGGCUCGCACAAUGGGAAUCCACUGCCUGCUGAGCUCGAGCAGAGCUUGACAGAACGUCACCGGCACAUCCGUGCCCCCUCCUCUACUGGCCCCCUGAAAUCUGUGUCACGGCUGGAUGGAAGCACUGAGCAGAGAGCUAACAUCGGCGCUUUGUUGGCCAAGUAUCUCCAGCAAGCCAGAAAAGGUCCCACCGGAAGACUCUCCGUUAUGGGAAACAGGGUACAGAGCAUUGAUCCUACACACAGGAUAAAUGACAGAGACUACAUGGGCUGGAUGGAUUUUGGACGCCGCAGUGCUGAAGAAUACGAGUAUUCCUCCUAAAGAACAGCAAACUAUAGCAACAGAAAAAAAAAUAUAAAAAAUCACACUCCCAUGUCUGUACAGAAAGAGAAAAAUUAAUUUGUUGUCCUCUUUGAAUCAGUGUUUUAAAAUGUCUCAUGUAUUUGAUGUAAAUUCGUCUGUAAGACUAUACAAUGCAAUAUAUACAUAUGCAGAAUUUUCCAGAAAAUGUUUUCUUUCUUUUGUGGUUUCUCAUACACUGAUAUUAAAAUGAUUUCACUUAUCCCUUCUUGUCCUGUCA